AUGGCGAGAUCAAAGAUAAUGGAUCAGAGCUCCGGAUCUAUGAGAAAUUGCAAACAGCAAGGGCGGAUGAAAUGGGCAAUUUGGUGCGAAGCCCAACCGCCAGAGAUCGAUCUCAAACGAAGAAGAAUCCUCGGAGUCUCCCAGAGACGAAAGGAAGUGGGAGAAAGAGAUCCAGACAGAGAGAGGGGGGAAGGACAGGAAAGAAAUUCAUUUGUGCUUGCGGCGAGCACAAACACAGAGAUCUGCGCCACCAUUCAAGUUCUGGUACCAGCUACCAACGGUGAUCGUUCGUGCCGUCUUUUGCAACUUGUGGAUAUCGGAGAUGAGAGUGAGCACUUGGCGUUCUGGGUCAGCCUGUCUCCUCCUGUACUUAUGUUAGCUUGUCUUUUGCCUUCUAGACGGCUUAUUGUGGCCCAUUUUUGGGACUUGUAUUUAUCUCAUUAAACAACUUUGUCCUCAUGAC
Molecule: messenger RNA, 463 nt
Organism: Solanum tuberosum (potato)
Lineage: Eukaryota; Viridiplantae; Streptophyta; Magnoliopsida; Solanales; Solanaceae
Exons: 3
Coding region: 1-444 (147 amino acids)
Source: RefSeq, a predicted model, not a curated record